AUGAAAAGACCAAUAAACAUUCUUACUUUCACUCAAAAGGAAGAACCAUUAAGUUUAAGUGAAAUAACACCUAUAGCAUCAAUAAGUAAAGAGCUAGAUCUUCAAUCCCCAUACACAGAAAUUGAACGUAAUUAAUAUUCCAGAAGCUGACUUCCAAGCCCUUACUUUUGAAGAGCGCAAAAAGUAUUCUGAAGCAGCCAUGAUCUGGCUCCGCAGCCUAUUUUCAAAAAGAAAACUUCUAAAAUCCCACCCCUCAACUGUAACUUUUACCUAGAUUCUUGACCAAACCAAUCAAUUCGCCAACACUUUAUGCAAUUGAAUAGUCUACAGUCUGCGCCGAGACAAGCGUACCCAAGCCUUUGGAUUAAUCGGAGUCUUAGACAAGCUGAUUGACCCCAAAUCUAAGCUGAAAUUCAAAGACCGUAACGCAUUAAGAGCUCGUCUUCAAAUUUAGUAAGAAAUAUCUAGCAAUUGCGCUUAUUAUUUAAAAGAAAAGAAAAACGUCCAAGCUAUAGAAUAGAUUAAUUCUAGUGGGUCACUGGGCUUAUUUCAGCAUAUACCUUGACGAGUUAGCUCCCGCUUAGGUGGCUUUAGACAUUAACUCCAUUUAACGCCCUUUCUGUCGAUAUCACAAAAAUAGUGACAUCAGACAAUUUUUAGGGGUGAUUUGCCCUUUCAGGUCUUGAUCCUGGCACAGCGAUUAACCAACAACAAAAAAAACACCCUGAGACUAUCACCAAUGCUGUUCACUUUCCUCAGGCCUGGAGAAAUUCAGAGAGCAUCGAGGACCUAACUCCGCUAGCUAUUUUACUAAUUAUCCAGGCUAUAGAAGCCUGCGAAAAAGCUAUAGAACUGACUGAAAAAAUCAAUGCUUCCCAAGACUUGGUUUUAGCGCUUUCUAUUUGCGGUUAUACAUGUUGUGUAUGUGAAGACCAUAAAAGAGCUUUGGAUAUGCAUCAAAGAGCCUUGGAAUUAUUGUCAAAUAAGUUUAGGGUGGAAAGUGACAAGGUUAAUGUUUUUAUUGCUGUUUGUUUAUAUAAUUCAGCUAUUGAAUGUGUGCAUAUGAAUGUGAUGGAGGAAGCUCAGAAUUAUGUGGCGCAGGCUUACAACGUGGCACAGGCUCAUUUAAAAGGGCUGCCGCUCGUGCAUACAAAGGUCCUUUGGCUGUAUAAAGAGCUUAAAGAUACACAAAAAUCUGAUGUUUUGCCGAAAAUAGACAAACAGCCAAGCUUCCUCGGAGCUUCUGAUUCAAAAGUAUCUAAAGCUCUUAAAGAUACCAUAAAAUCUUCUCCAUCCAAGUCUCAAGUCCCUGCUCCUCAUUCUUUGUUUAAAAUAAUCCGCUCAAGUGCUCAGGAUAUCAAAAUCUCCAGACCUAGUACUUCAGGGACUGGCGAAAAAAGAAUAGGAAGAGAUUUAUUGAUUUCUGAAGUCAAAAAACCAAGACCUAUAAGUGCAAACAAACACGAUCUAAUUGAUAUAGAAAAAUCCCCUCCUAUUGGUGUAAAUGAUAAACCUCAAAUUUUAUCAUUAAAAGAAAAAAUUAGAAUAAGAUCAAAAAAAGAAAAAACAAGGACAAGAAUUGAGUCAGUCAAAAAAAUUGUGACUGAAAGCGAUUUCAUAGUAAAAGCAAGAAUUCAAGCUGCGAGGAAAAUUCAAAGAAAAUGAAGGGAAUUUUAUAAAAGCAGAAACCUGAAAAUAAUAAAAAUCCAAAAAUGGUAUAAAGGGUUGAAAUGUGUAAAAAAAAUCAAACAAAUAAAAAAUUCCAUAAUAAUGAUACAGGCAGUAGUUAGAAGAAGAGAGGCAUAUAUUAGGAUGCAAGAAUUGGCUGCAGGACAUUUAGAAAAUAAGCAUCAAGCUGUAGCUAAAAUUCAAAAAUGUUAUAGAGGACGUAGAAAUUAUCGGCAGUAUAAACAGUUGAAGAAUGCUGUAUUGCUGCUACAAGCGAUAUUCAAAAGAAAAGAUGCAAUAAUGAAAGUCCAAGAAAUGAGAGAAAAUUACUAUAAUGACAAAAAUUUGAAAAUUUUGAAUAUUCAAAGAUGCUACCGAGGACAUAAAGGCCGACAAAAUUAUAGAGAAUUGAGAAAUUCCAUCAUAAUGAUUCAAGCAUUUUUCAGGAGAAACCAAGCCUGGCAAACAAUUCAAGAGUUAAAAAAAGAAAUUUGCAAAUAUGAUGACCAAAAAGUCUUAAAAAUUCAGACACAUUAUAGGGGAUAUAAAGAACGAAAAAAUGUCAAAGCACUCAAAGAUUUUAUUUUAUUACUUCAGUCGGCAUUUAGAAGGAAAGAAGCAAUAAUUAAAGUAAUGAAUAUGAAAAAUGAGCAUUAUAGCAGCCACAAUGAAAAUGUAAUAAAAAUUCAAAAAUCCUAUAGAGGCUGUAUUGCUAGAAAAAAUUAUAAAAAAUUAACAAACAGUAUUGUGGCUAUCCAAUCUCUACUUAAAAGAAAGGAAGCCUACAAUAUAGUCAAAGCAAUGAAACAGAAAAUUGUCCUCGCUCAAAGCUGCAUAAAAACUGGUUUAGCUAAAAUGAAAUAUCAAAAAGCCACAGCUGGGAUUAUAAAAAUCCAAAGUAAUUGGAGGAGGUUCAUGGCGAUCAAAGCAGUUUCAUUAAAAGAAAAUUCAAUAAAUAAAGUAAAAGCAUUUUUACUUGGUAUUUUAACUAGAAAAAGGAUGAUAAAGAAAAAUUACUCAGCCACAAAAAUUCAAAGCUGGUAUAAAUCUUUAUUAGUUCAAAGGGCUAUGAAUCUUCCUCAAAGGCAUGUAAAGAAGUUUAUUUUAAAACUUAUCAUAGGAAUUUGUAAAGAAUUGAAAAAUGACGCAAAAGAAAUAUCAAUAAUUAAACACAAGGAAAAAGAAAUAGCAGCUAUUAGGAUUCAAAGCCUAUGGAGAAAAUGUAUGGGAAAAGCAAGAAAGGAACUGGUUCAAAAAUCUAUGGGUAGGAUUAAAGGAUUUUUAUUAGGAAUAAUAACAAGAAAGAGGCUUCAAAAGAGAAUGAACUCUGCUGUGAAAAUUCAGAGCUGGAUUAAAGGAGUUCUUUGCAGGAAAAAUGGACAGAGAUUUAAAAUUCCUAUGAAAUCCUCUUAA
Molecule: messenger RNA, 3081 nt
Organism: Blepharisma stoltei
Lineage: Eukaryota; Ciliophora; Heterotrichea; Heterotrichida; Blepharismidae
Source: the annotation of a GenBank genome assembly